AUGUUUAAAGACUUUUUCAUCAAAGUAAAGCACCCAGAGCAACCUGAAAUUCGCAUCAUCUGGUCAAGAGUUUACGUUAACAGUGAUCCAACUGUUUACGAACGUUUAAAAUCCGAUACCAGAAGAGUGUUCAAACUGAGCAAUGAUUACGAAUUUCACUUUAGCUUGACAGACAAAGAUGGCGAUGUGGUUGCAAUCACCGAAACGAUUGAAUUGCUGAAUUACAUGCUUGGAAAAGACGCAGACGAUAGACUCAAACUCACCAUCCUUCCUGCAAACAAGAACGACCAACAGCAGCAAUCGCAGCAACAGCAGCUCCAAUCUCAACCUCAACCACAACAAAGUACGAACCAAACGCAUGCUUUUCAAACUGAUUUUUCUGAUUCAAUUCAAACCAUGAUGAAACAUUUAGAGCUUGGCAUGAAUCAACUUCAAACUACAGUCAAAACGGUAGAUAGUGUUGUAAAGACAGCAGCCGAAACCGCAGCUCAUGUCUAUCGAUCACUCUUACCACAGCCCAGUCUCUCCGAGAAGCCACAAUUUGAUGUUAUCUGUGAUGGAUGUUAUUCUCCUAUAAGAGGUCAACGCUAUCACUGUGAAACAUGUGAUGACUAUGAUUUAUGCAGUAUUUGUAAAUGUCGUGUGAACCAUGAUCCAGCACAUAAGUUCCGACUAGAAGACAAGCAUGUCAAUCAGUUUAGGUGCAUUGCAGGAGAGCAAGGGCAAGAGGCAAUGGAAGGUGCUGCGUCUGUUGAAAGCAAUCAGCCACCCCAAACUGUGUUUGUAUGUGAUUACUGUGAUUCUGACAUUGUGGGCAUCCGACAUACAUGUGGAGCAUGUCCUGAUUUUGAUUUAUGCCAUGCUUGCUUUUCUAUUGUCAAGGAGAACCAUCCUCAGGAUCACAUUUUCGUUACUAGGCUCGUAGGUACACAGGCUUCCAGAGACAAAAGUACAACGAGACCAACAAGGAAGCAAAAACAAACAAGGCCCUAUUAUACCACCCAAGCCGACAGCAAUGUUUCUGCCUCAGCAUCCUCAUCAUCCACAUCAGCUGACAACUCUAUUCCCGCCGCUCCUAUUCGACAUCUCGGCGUUGAAUGUGAUCAUUGCCAAGCCAAUAUUGAAGGCAUUCGAUACAAGUGUGGCCAUUGUACAAACUAUGACUUGUGUGAAGCCUGUGAGCACCAAGCUGCUUCCAUCCACGACAAGACACAUGCUUUCAUCAAAAUCAGAUACCCCAUUCAAAGCAUUGUAAGGAAGCCCUUGUUACCCAAGUUCAAAGAGUUGAGCGACACCUCUAAAUCAACCGUGCAAGAAAUGAUACACAGUAUCAAUGAAAAGAGCCCUUGCAUCAUAUCAAAGCCGGAAGAAAUCAUCAAUACCAUUUCAGCUGCAUCGUCAACAUCCUCUUUGACAGCUACUGCUGCUACUACUAGUGUUGCUGUUGCAACUGUUGCUGCUUCUUCCACUACAUUGCCCAUCUCUGAACCAACGCCAAAUACGGCCAUCGACGCUUCAUUUGUAUCUGAUCUGAAUAUCCCAGAUGGCACUAUCGUUGUGCCUAGGAAGACGUUCAUCAAAAUGUGGAAACUCAAGAACACCGGCAACGUGGACUGGCCAUUGGGUUCGCAUUUGCUGUUCAACGGUGGCUCCAUUUUAAGGCCAUAUCCUAUCUCUCGCCCGGAUUGUUUUGCUGUGCCUGUUAUUUCGCCCGAUGAAGAAACCUGUGUUACUGCAGAGCUCCAAGCACCUGAUUCCCCAGGACACUAUACUAGCUUCUUUUGUCUGUGCACGCCAGAUGGCAAGCGAUUUGGUGACAACAUUUGGUGCACUAUCAAAGUGGAUGAAGAUCUUGAACCUGAGAAAGGUGGCGAAUCAAAGUCUGCUGAAUCCAUGUCUGUCUCUUCUGUUGCUGCUACCAUUAUGAUGAAUUCAGGCAGUAACAUGAUUUACCCUACGAUAUCUACCUUGUCCUCGGUCCACGGCUCGCAAGACCAACAACGAGAGCACUCUAAGGCAGACGAUGAAUAUGCGCAUGUAAAUUACAGUGACGAUAUUUAUUCAGAGGCUACGACCAAUGACAAUGCAUCCACCUUGGCAUCACAUACUACCCGAACUUACACAGACAGUCAAGUAAGUAGUCCUUCUCCUUCUGAACUGGACAUUGGAGAGCGAGCACACAAUAUAUUUUAUGAUUAUGGCUAUGAAGACGAUGAAAACAAUGCUACUGACGAUGAGGAUAAGAACGGACACAAACAGGAAUACAUCAGUCGUGCUUACCAUGUGAUCAGCCCCAGUCUUGACGCCACUCAUGCUGGACCUGGCUUCAUUAUAAAUCAUGAGGAUAACGACGAUAUCCAGAAUGUGGAUGUUGAUGAAACAGAAGAUGCGACUAUUACACCGACCGAGAAGAAUGAAGAUGACGACUUUGUGAUUAUUGAGGAGGAUAUCGACGGCGAACAUGAAACUAAGGAACAACUUUCUGCUGGUCAAAACGGCAUGUCCUCGUCCAUCCAUUCUACAAUCACUGUAAUUCCACAGCAGCAGCAGCAGCAGCAACAAGAACGUCCAUCAUUGCAUGAUUCAUUCAUUUAUCGAUCACAGAUUGUGCAAUUGCAUGAAAUGGGAUUUACGGGUUACGAUGACUUGGCUACAAGCUUGUUGAAAUUGCACGAUGGCCAGUUGGACAAAGUAGUGUCUAAGCUUCUUGAAUACCCUUGA
This is a messenger RNA of Mucor velutinosus, 2721 nucleotides long. Its product is annotated as calcium channel protein. The transcript has 6 exons. Bases 1 to 2721 code for a protein of 906 amino acids. Gene Ontology annotation, molecular function: zinc ion binding. The record is from RefSeq and is a predicted model, not a curated record. Lineage: Eukaryota; Fungi; Mucoromycota; Mucoromycetes; Mucorales; Mucoraceae.